UCGCCGACACCGCCACGGGCCCCGCGCCCGGCCCCCCUUCCCCCCACCACGCCUGCACUUGUUGCAGACUUGGCGCCAGAUGGAAUUUUAUGACUCGCUGUAUUUUGAAUAGGACAAGGAGAUGUGUCUGAUAAGAUACAUCACUCUGAGAUCACAGAAUGACAGCAGCAUAAAAUGUUAUGGCAAAGAGAGCACAAGAAGAUACAAGAAUCUCACAAAUGCUCAAAAAUCAGGUGCUUGGCACACUGAACUUACUGAUCUGUGUAGGAUUUGUGCUGUGGUCCACUUAUUGAAGAUGUGAAGCAACGUCGAGUCUGAGGUUGGAAUUACUGACAGACUGGAGGAGAUUUUAGUCCUUGUGAUGCACAUGGACAUGCUGAAUUAUAAGUAAUUCUAGCUUCUUCUCCCCUCCCUCCCUUCCCCUCACUCAGCUAUCUCAGGGUUCAUAGAGAUUUCCAUGGUUUGCGUGCCUGUAAGUUUGGAACAGAAGUGACCAAAAAUGGGGGACCAGCAAUUGUAUAAAACUAACCAUACUGCCAACAACAAUGAGAACUUGUACUACGAACAACACCAAAUGAACUCCCUUCCAUCUCUAAAUCAUAGCUAUGGGACGUCUGUUAUGGAUGCUCCCCAGGCAUCCCCCCUCUCCCCUCAGUUUCCCCAAGAUUCACGGGACAGUAUAGCUUUGCCUGUAGGUUCAAAAAGCCUUGGUUCAAUGCAUACAUCUAGACAAACCAGCUGGACACAUUCUGGCUCAGGAAACCAUGUCCCAGCAAGGAACAAUUUGAAUAAUCAAAGCGCAGUCUGGAGCCCCCUCGGGCAGGGGGACUCCCAUGAUGGAUACCAAUAUUCUUACUCUCAACCCAGUGAAAAUCGAUCGCAAAAAAUUACCAGUGGGGUCCUGCAUAAAUUGGACUCCUUUACGCAAGUAUUUGCUAACCAAAAUCUUAGAAUUCAAGUCAACAACAUGGCUCAGGUUUUGCACACCGAGUCUUCGAUGGUGGAUAAUUCUGGUGACAGUGCACUCAGGCAGCUGCUGUCCCAGAAGCCAGCGGUUGAGCAGCAGCCUGUAACUUCCACUGUACAAAGAUAUCAACCAGUGCCACAGCAAACGCAACAGAAUUUUGCAAGCACACAGCAAAAGCAACAAAUGCAAGUCAUGCAGCACCAACAGUUGUACUACGACUACCAGCAGCACUUAUCACAAAUGCAGAUGCAUUCUGCAUUUCAGCAGGGACAGACGCACGUUCCACAAAUGCAGUCCCAGCAGCUCUUACCACAGCAGAUGCAGCACUUGCAGCAGCCUCAGUACUACGCUCAGCCACAGCAGGGACACCAGCGGCUCUCGAUCCAGGAGAUCCAGCAGCAGCAGCCAGCUCGGCAGCAGCGGCAGUGUCCAGUGCAAAUCGCUCAGUAUUACCAAACACAGCCUGUCAUGCAGCAGUUACAGCAACAGCAGCAGCAGAUGCAAUUGCCACUUCCUCCAUAUCACAGAGAACCUGAUCCAAAGACUAUGCAUGAACCACACCAGUACUCUCAGGAUCCUAGUCAUCCUGUGCAGCUUAUCCAGUUGGGAGCAGUGCCUCAGUAUUGCUUCCAAGAUCCCCAUGAACAGUACAGGCACUUGUACCCACAGAGUUUACUGCAGCAGCAGCAGCAGCAAGAUCAGCAGAAGCAAUACCAGAGCAAGAGCAGAGUGCCAUCUCUGAACUCCCACGUUGGCCUCACUCCACCAGAGACCACGGAGGAUCCUGCACGGCAGGAGGUAAAUUCUGUAGGUAAUGCCAUCCCUCAUCGAACACUUUUGCCGCCCUUGGGAGUUCAUCUGAACAACAAAAGCUCUCAGCAAGACUCUCCCAGCACCACAUGGCCUCAGCAGGUGCAACUGUCAGAAGGCAGACUGCAGCAACUGUCCCCAGAACAAAGUGGCCAGAACAGAGAAACACUUCCUGAGAGAGCUGAUGCGAAGAACAAGCUAAUGUGUUCAAUAUGCUUGAAGGAGUUUAAGAGUUUGCCUGCUCUAAAUGGUCACAUGAGGUCACACGGAGGAGUAAGAGCAUCUCCUAACUUCAAACAGGAUGAAGGAGAGAAACCACCACAGCAGCCGCUGCCUAAAGAGGUGGAUAGCCUCGCGCCCAUCGUCAUGCCAGUGUCUGUCCCUGUAAAGCUUCUGUCACCUGAGCCCAGCACGCAGCCCUCUGCCAGCGCUGCCACAGUCACAGACAAGCCUGCCAACUCUGUGUCAGAUGACGAGAUGCCCGUUCUCGUGAAGAUGACUUACUCUCCACCAUGCAGUCCAAAAGUGGCCAACCCCUGCUCAUCCUCUGAAACUAGCAAAAAACCUCAUCCAAGUGCUGUAAAAUUGGAAGAAAACUUCAAACCAUUGCAGGAUAAGAAGAAGUAUCGGCACAGACCGGAACCUCUCUUCAUACCUCCUCCUUCUUUCAACCUCAGCAUGUCCCACUCCGGUGCCACUCUGUACCAGAGUCAGCUUCGCUCUCCCCGUGUUCUGGGAGAUCAUCUGCUAGACCGGACACAUGAGCUCCCCCCCUACACUCCGCCACCGAUGCUUAGUCCAGUUCGGCAAGGGUCUGGUCUCUUCAGCAGUGUUAUCACUUCAUCUCAUAGCACCUCACAUACUCAGCUGCCACUUACUCCCCUGACACCUACUCCACGGGUGCUCCUGUGUCGGUCUAAUAGUAUUGAUGGAAGUGUCAUUCCAGUGACGCCUGGGCCUGGAGAACAGACUGUUGAACCGCGAAUCAAUAUCGGGUCCAGGUUCCAGGCUGAUAUUCCUGAGCUGCAGGACAGAUUGCUAAUGGAGAAAGACGUGCACAAGGCUACUUUGGUUUGGAAACCAUGGCCAGAACUGGAGAACAAAGUCUUCCAACAAAGAGUGGAAGACCUUUUAAAUAUGAGCUGUUCCAGUGUGUUACCUGGUGGAGGAACUAACUCAGAAUACGCUUUGCACUCUCUCUUUGAAGCGAAAGGAGAUAUUAUGGUUGCUCUUGAAAAGCUGCUGUUGCGAAAGCCAGUGAGAUUGAAGUGUCAUCCUUUGGCAAAUUACCACUACGCCGGUUCUGACAAAUGGACGCAUCAAGAAAGGAGGCUGUUCAAAGAGGCAUUGUCCACCUACAGCAAAGAUUUCAUAUAUGUACAGAAAAUGGUUAAGUCUAAGACAGUUGCACAAUGUGUGGAAUACUACUAUACCUGGAAGAAAAUCUUGCGUUUGGGACGGAAACACAGAACGCGUUUAGAGAAAAAAAGAGAUGAAUGCCUGACAAGUGGAGAAGAGGAAGUGUUAGAGGAAGAUGAGGAGAUUGAAGAAGACAGAAAGGAAGAAAGGGAAAUGCAAAAGACUCCUGACCCACCCGCUAUCCCUCUUGUUGGACCCAUAGAUCUGCCUGCUCUUCAGGGUCUUCCACUUUCUUCGUCCUCCUUCAUCUGUAAAAUGCCAAACUGUGGCGCUGUGUUCAGUUCCCGACAAGCCCUAAAUGGCCAUGCUCGCAUUCAUGGAGGUACGAAUCAGGUGACGAAAACACAAUGUGCUAUUGUAUACUGA
Pipra filicauda (Wire-tailed manakin) is the source of this 3562-nucleotide messenger RNA. It is a transcript of the gene TRERF1, whose product is annotated as transcriptional regulating factor 1. Gene Ontology annotation, molecular function: transcription corepressor activity. The transcript is spliced from 17 exons. NCBI's taxonomy places the organism in Eukaryota, Metazoa, Chordata, Aves, Passeriformes, Pipridae. Gene Ontology annotation, biological process: negative regulation of DNA-templated transcription; regulation of transcription by RNA polymerase II. Gene Ontology annotation, cellular component: histone deacetylase complex; transcription regulator complex. The record is from RefSeq and is a predicted model, not a curated record. Bases 500 to 3562 code for a protein of 1020 amino acids.